Molecule: messenger RNA, 2971 nt
Organism: Cucurbita maxima (winter squash)
Lineage: Eukaryota; Viridiplantae; Streptophyta; Magnoliopsida; Cucurbitales; Cucurbitaceae
Product: probable protein S-acyltransferase 22
Exons: 9
Coding region: 766-2649 (627 amino acids)
Biological process (GO): peptidyl-L-cysteine S-palmitoylation; protein targeting to membrane
Cellular component (GO): endoplasmic reticulum; Golgi apparatus
Molecular function (GO): protein-cysteine S-palmitoyltransferase activity
Source: RefSeq, a predicted model, not a curated record
UAACAAGUGUUUGGGCUUUUAGGCGUGAGGGGGUCCAAUUUCUUUAGUCUACUUGUUUGUUUUGUUGGUCGAAGAAGAACCCAGAGGCAAUGAGCGUUGAAAAUUGUAUUGAAGGGUUCUUUUAAAGAAGGGAAGUGGGAUUUAGAAAGCGAGAGAUAUGAAAAUGGCAGUGGUGUAUCCUCUGGAACACAUGAUUUGCCCAGGGAAAAAGGGUAACGCUAGAAACAAGAAAGAUUAAAGUAAAAGGGAGGUUGCGAUGUAAUUAUAGGGUUCAAAAGCAAAACCCAGCCCUGCUUCUAUCCUUUUUAGUUUUCGAUUCUCCUCUCUCCUCCCCUUCACGGGUUCACAGAUUCCUUCACGGAAGCUUUUGCAAGCACCCCAAGAGAACCCAGAGCCAGGCCAGGCCAGGCCCUCUUUCUGUUCUUUCUCCUUUCGCCUCCAUGGCUGCAGAGCCAAGCCAAACAACAAAUCGGUCAAGCCAGACAAAUCAUCCUUGCUGUCUACUCUUUUAAUGCUCACAUUCUCUUUUCAGCUAUACUCUUAUCUUUCCCUUUCUCUUCUUUGUUUUUCUUUUGAUUUGAAUCCCAAAUACGACUAAACUUCAGUGGCAAAUCUUGUAGUUUCUGUGGGAAAUGGAGAAAAGGGGGAGUUAAUUAUCAGAAUUUCAGGCUCAAGGAGGAAACCCCAUCUCGUUUCCUUGUUGUUAUCUUGCUUUCUUCACUUUCGCCAUUUUGAUUAUUGUUUGUAUUCUUCUGGGUGUGCCCAAUGAGGAAGCACGGAUGGCAACUUCCAUAUCAUCCUCUCCAGGUGGUUGCGGUUGCUGUAUUUCUGGCUCUGGGGUUUGCUUUCUAUGUCUUCUUUGCUCCCUUUGUUGGGACGAAGGUUUUUCAGUAUGUCAUGAUUGGCCUAUAUACUCCUCUUAUUACGUGUGUGUUCGGCCUAUAUAUCUGGUGUGCGGCAGCUGACCCUGCAGACUCGGGAGUGUUUAAAUCAAAAAAGUAUGUCGAUAUUCCGGAUGAAGGAAAGUGUUCUCAACAUAAAAGUUCUAAACUCGGUGAGGAAUCGGUGAUAUCCACACGUGAUCCCAAUGCCGUCUCUAUGGAAGAAAAAUCUGUCGGUAAAGAUACUACUGGUGGUGUAGAUGCAAAUUCUAAGGACCUACUGCAGAAAGAGAAUGAUAGUCCAGCAUCAAAGUUGUCCUGUCUUUCGUUGGCGUGCUUCCCUUGUGCAUAUGUGUGCAAUUGUUCGAGUUCAAAAGAGGAAUCUUCCGAGCAACACAUGAGUGAAGAUGGCAUGUUUUACUGCAGUUUGUGUAAAGUGGAGGUUUUCAAGUACAGCAAGCACUGUCGAGUUUGCGAUAAAUGUGUCGAUCGUUUUGAUCACCAUUGCCGGUGGCUUAACAACUGUAUUGGUCGGAAGAACUAUCGGCAAUUUUUCACCCUCAUGGUUACCUCUCUCCUCCUGCUUAUUGUACAAUGGUCGAGUGGAAUCCUUGUUUUGAUCUGCUGUGUGGUCGAGAAAAAACGUUUCUCUGUGGAGAUCUCCUCGAAGUUGGGUAGCAGUUUUUCUUUGGCACCCUUCAUUGUCGUAGUGGCGGUUUGUACGAUCUUGGCUAUGAUAGCAACACUGCCACUUGCUCAACUCUUCUUUUUUCACAUCCUUCUCAUAAAGAAGGGAAUUACAACAUAUGAUUAUAUCAUAGCUCUAAGGGAGCAGGAGCAAGAGCAACAGGGAGUUGGUGGCCAGCAAAGUCCUCAAAUGUCUGUUGUCAGCUCAUUAACUGGACUAAGCAGUGCGAGCUCGUUCUCUACUCUCCACCGAGGUGCAUGGUGCACUCCGCCACGCUUGUUUCUUGAAGAUCAGUUUGAUGUGAUUCCACCAGAGACGGGGUCUGUUAGUUCUCUAGGAAAGAGGACGGUUAGUGAAGAAAUAACAAAGAAAAAGAACCCCGCCGCUGUAAGGAUCAGCCCAUGGACUCUUGCAAGACUAAAUGCUGAUGAGGUUUCAAAGGCUGCUGCAGAAGCAAGGAAGAAGUCCAAAAUUCUGCAGCCUGUGGUUAGAUCAGCAACUCCUUUUGAACGAGAAACAGAUAGCGGUUUUGGCAGUAGUAGUCAUCGAAUGGUUUCACGACCUGAAAAUAAUAGAAGGCGAGGGAAUAAACGAGUGCGUCUUCCAGCUGAUCUACCUAUGCAACGCGUGACGAAUAUUCCAGCAAAAGCUGUUGAAAAAGGUUUCUCUGGCACAUCAACCAGCCUUGGUCCUCUUCAGCUUGAAGCACGCAGUGCUUUCCAAACAAGUAGAGCAAUGUCGAGCUCCACCAUGGUCGCCUCUUCUCCAGAGAGCAGUUUGGACUCGCCCGACAUCCAUCCAUUUCGAAUAUCCUCCUCCGGAGCUGAAGAGUCUAAGAGACUCACGGGUUUAUCCGCAGCUAAUGCAGCUGCUGCUCUAAAGGGACUUCCACUGUCAAGGUCAACAAGUGAUGGAUAUGAAGCUUCAGGUGGGGAGGACAGCGAUCGUGUUCCUUCGAGGAUUGUUCAACGACCGACAACCUGGAACAACAUCUUAUAUGGUUCAGAUCACGAAGAGAGGCUUGCCCAACUGCAAGCAUCAUCUUCUAACCAGAUUAACCAAAAACAUACCCCAUUAUGAGCUUUCCGAACAGGUUCAUCCCAAUAUCGUCCCGGUGCAAAGCUAGUAAUUCUUUCAUUCUCCAUCCAAGGAAUUCAAGCAUCAAUCAAACAACCUAUUCUGUAAAGUGAAACACUGUCUUGGCUCUGCAAUCAGAGAAUCAAGACAUCACAGAAGAUGAAAAUAGAAAACUGAGUUAGCUGAUGCCGAUCUCGACAGUCGAAUUUAUUAGUUUAUUGUUCGAAACUCCGGGAUUUGGCUUGGAUUGCUUUUGUGAACUUGUGUUAGUUUCAACGGAUGAAUUCUUGUUAUGAUUCAUCUUCAAUGAUGCGCUUCAACACUA